AUGGCCUCCAUCCCCCAAGCCCUCUGGUCCGCCCAGAUCCCCCUCCACAUCAUCCACCCCUCCCACCCCAACACGCCUCUCAUCACCUCCCUGCCGCGCUUCUCCUACCUUGCCCUCCUCGUCCCGCGCUGCUCCUCCUUCUUCCGCGCCCCGGUCUCCGCCUUCCACCAUGAGGACCUGCUGCUCCGGAACCUGCCCCUCGGCCUGCUCGUCGACCUCUACCAGCCCCCGCUGCCCUGGCGCCUCACCGUCAGCGACGGCGACAGCUGGGACAUUGGCGACACCUUUCUCAACUGCGUCAAGGAGGCAGACUUCGUCCGCUACGGCAACGCAAAACGCAUCAUGUCCCUCUCCAAGGCCGACACCUCGGCCCUCUGGAACGCCGUCCGCGACAACGACCACGCCUCCUUCGCCAAGAUCAACGCCCUCCUCCUCAACGCCCCGACACCCCUCCGCAACGUGCCCCUGCGCGUCUACAUCCCCUCCUCGCCGCCCCCGCCCCCCUCGUCAGCACUGGCGGCUCCUGCGGCAGCCUCGUCCUCGCCGUCACCUACCCCGGACUCACCGCCCCCGGCUCCCGCCGCCGCCGCCGCCGACCAGCCCCCCUCCACGGGCGCCUUCAAGGUCCUCCAGGCCCUUGUGCCUCCGACCGUCCCGGGCACCCGCUCCACCCCGCAGACGCUCGGCCGCGCCCUGCAGUCCCAUUUGCCGUCCCUCUUCCCCUCGAGCCGCGACCCGGUCCUCGCCAACGUCGUCCUCCACGGCUCGCCCGUGCCCUUCUCCGCUCCGCUCGAGGACCUCAUGCGCGAGGCCGCCUACCCGGAUGGCUGGCUCUGCCUCGCCGUCGUGCUGCUGUAA
Molecule: messenger RNA, 858 nt
Organism: Colletotrichum higginsianum IMI 349063
Lineage: Eukaryota; Fungi; Ascomycota; Sordariomycetes; Glomerellales; Glomerellaceae
Product: Autophagy protein 5
Exons: 2
Coding region: 1-858 (285 amino acids)
Biological process (GO): autophagosome assembly; nucleophagy; autophagy of mitochondrion
Cellular component (GO): phagophore assembly site membrane; cytoplasm; Atg12-Atg5-Atg16 complex
Source: RefSeq, a predicted model, not a curated record